AUGGCAGAGGCUUCAGAAGCAUGGCAUGCAGUCAAACCGACUGGUCUUGCUGCCGCUCUUCUCGCUGUCACUAUCAUAUUCACGCCGAUGAUUAUCGUUGUUGUCGGCUUGAGAAUAUGGGUUAGAGUGACGCAUCAUUGCUUCGGACUUGAAGAUUGGCUCAUGUGUAUUGGCGCCACUCUCAACCUGGUGCACAAUGGAGUCGUCAUCUGGGGCAGCUUCACUGGGAUAGGGACACCCGACUCCAAGCUUAACACUGCUAUGGCUGUGACGUUUUGGCAGAUCUUCUACAUCAGCAACUCCUUGUUUAUCAAGAUAUCCAUCUGCGCCCAGCUCCUGCGUGUCACGGAUAACAAGAGAAUUAAAGUUUUUCUCUGGGGCUUGAUAUCUUUGACAGUUCUCAUUACGCUAGUAGCAGGAAUUAUCGGCCUAGUCAGAUGCAGACCUCUAAGCGCAUCAUGGGAUCCAAGCACAGGAACAUGUAUGGAUCAAGGUAUACUGUCAGUACUGACAUACGUUGUGUCGGGGAUCAACAUCGUGGUCGACUGGUCUGUUGCUAUAUUACCAGUGAUCAUUCUGUGGAAUGUCCAAAUGCAUAGGACGUUGAAGAUCAUGGCCAACGUGGUUAUGGGUAUUGGCGCAUUGGCAUCAGUGGCAACUAUUGUUCGACUUCCAUACUCUCCCGCAUACUCUCAGCCUGCUAAUCAACUCCACGGUAUCGGAAACAUCAUCCUCUGGACAGUAGUGGAAUGCAGUCUUGGCAUCAUCGCCGGAUCGAUGCCCAUGCUUCGAAAGCUCUUCAAGGCGCUACGAAAAGACGACAGUUCAUAUGCCAGAGGGACCGACGAUGUAAACCUCGUGACGAUUGGCCAGGUUCGUGGGAAGCACCAUCCGAUCUAUGACGGAGAUGUCAGAGCUACUGUUGCUGCGGGCGAAGAUCGGGAGAGUGAUAGGGAUGACGAGAGCACGAGGCAGAUAAUCAGGGUCACAAAAGAGUUUGAGCAGGUAUCAGUCAUAGAAACGCCUCCUUCUUGA
Messenger RNA from Fusarium subglutinans, 1035 nucleotides. Its product is annotated as integral membrane protein PTH11. The transcript is spliced from 4 exons. The coding region runs from base 1 to 1035 and encodes 344 amino acids. The record is from RefSeq and is a predicted model, not a curated record. Lineage: Eukaryota; Fungi; Ascomycota; Sordariomycetes; Hypocreales; Nectriaceae.